Seminavis robusta is the source of this 5779-nucleotide messenger RNA. The record is from the annotation of a GenBank genome assembly. Lineage: Eukaryota; Bacillariophyta; Bacillariophyceae; Naviculales; Naviculaceae.
AAAUCAUCCAGCAGCAUUCGGCAGCAUCACGGCAUCAGGUUGUGGUUGGAUCGAUAGAUAGAAGGGAAUGAAUGCAUGUGUGGGAAGCUGAAAAUUUGUCGACUCAACUCAUCCUCAUCCUCAUUCGGCAGUCUCCCUUGUACCUCUGGCUAGAUUCGGUUCAGGCUGGAAGAACUGCAUUCGGAGACGAAACAAGGACAAGCAAGAUAGUCUCGACAACGGACGCCAAGACGGAGUCGGUUGGUCAGGUUUUUGUGGGGAGGAGGAGUUGCUGUAAUAGUACAGUGGCUUUGCCGUAGAGGUUGGAGUGGAUUGAUUGAUUGAUUGAUUGAAGUGUUGAUUGAGGUGCCCGACAAAAGAAGAAGAAGAAGAAGACUUAGUCAAAACAAAGUACAACAAUGGUGGACAUUUGUUUGCCAAGUCCCGCUCCCAGCCAUCGCCGCCCCAUGAACGGCAACAAUCCACAAUCAUCUCGAUAUGUAUCUCCCGAACAAGCUCGCGACACGAGCAGUAGCUCUCCGGCAUCGUCAAGUGGAUAUCGCGUGGACGGCCCUCAUCAAGGCAUUGGAACUCGAUCUUGUUUUUCCAUUUUUGGGUCGAGCCACAAGAAGAUGUUGCAUUCGCAGCAGUCGUCGUCCAUUGCCACUAGUAACGACAGUCAACCCUUGAAGAAUACAGCUCUCCAACAACAAGAAGAAUUCGCCAAGACGUGGGAAGCGUUUCAUCAGAAUCGAUUUGAUCGACAAGUCAGUUCGCAAUGGGAUUACAACAACAAUUCUACCAACUCUACCAAUAACACUCCUCCCAAUACAACUACACCAACGAGUACUACAGCUAGCAGUAGUACAGUCACCAACAGCUUUUCACUCCUGCAACCUCCCAAACCAACCGAUCGAAGUCACAAACAACGGCUGAAAUUGGAACAACAAAAACGAAAAGCAGGAGUCUACGACGGAGAAAUGGAACCACAAGGAGUUAGAGGACAAGAGGCGUCGGCUGUUAUGGAACAGUCCAACAUUCCACAGUUCCAGCCAAGCAACACUGUCGCACAGAACCUCAGUGUCCGAAGCUUUGAAAAUGCAACUACACCACCAGCAACAACAACUACACCUUUGUCCAUUCGAAAAUUGGAAACCAUUGCCGAAGUCUCGGAAUCCAGAGUCUCCGAAGGAGCGUCUGCCGACAAUGACAGCAGUGUACAGUCGUGGGGAUCAUCUCAUCAAAUGUUUCAUCCCAACACUACCGUCUUGCCACCCUCUCGACCCCAGUCGUCCAAUAGUUUGGGAUCGUUUGCCAACUAUCAGUACUCACCCGUUCAACGACACGGUCUUCCCGUCGUGUCACCACGAAGUAAUGAUCCACCCGCCGCGUCCUUUGAUACGAGUAGUUCCACGGACAGUGACGAAGAUAUACAACGCAUGAUGACGGACUUUUUGGGAAAAUACAAUUCCUACGGAGACAACACUCAUCGUGCAUCGCCCAAUUCACAAACCAAUCUCGCCAUUAUGAGACGAGAUUAUCCCAAUCCGCUCCCUACCACGCAAAAUGAUGAACGAAUACAGCCGUCACCACAACGUCAACAACAACAACAAUCCAGACAAAUACCGAUACGGGUUGCCGAACCACGACAAAUUCCCAUUAUUACGGAGGAACGACCGCCACCCAACAACAGGCGAGGAAUUGCGCCCAUUGCGGCACCCGAUCAUGAUAGAAUAGGAUCAGUAUCAGUAUCACCUACCAGAAGAAAUCAUGCACAGUCGCAACAACGGGCCAAUCAUCAACCACCGCAAAAUCAACAUUCGCAAGACUCCUCGGAACAAGAUUACGCACAUCACAACCACCACAAGUAUCAACAACAACAACAACAGCAACAGCAACAACAACAACAAGAAUACUCAUCCAAGUACCAACAGCAACAGCAGCAUGAAUAUGAGCAACAGCAACAACAGCAACAGCAUGAAUAUGAACAACAACAACAAGUGUAUCAACAACAACAGCAACAACCAUCAUCGUCACCCCCACCAUUUCAUCCACAACACUCCCAUUUGCCUCCACCAGAAGAAUCGGUGGAUGCGUGGAAUGCACUCUCGCUGCAACACGUGCAAAAUGGGGAAUACGACAUGGCAUUGGCUGCGUUUCAACAUGUACUACGAGCAUACAAACUACAGUACGGGAAUGUACAUCCGCUCGUGGCGUCGGCAUAUCACAAUCUAGGAACCGUCCAUGCCAAACGAGCCCAAUUGUUACUAGAUGAUACACUCCAUCAACGACACUGUCGGGCACAAUCCUUGCAGUGCUUUCAAUCGGCAGCACGAGCGGCGCGUGAUUCACUAGGACGAGAUCAUCCCAAUGUCGCCGUGUCACUGGUACGCAUUGGAUUCUUGUUGUUACAAGCACGACAGUACAACAAUGCCGUCAUUACCUUUCAAGAAGCACUGCGGAUACGACAAGUCCAUUACGGACCGCAUCAUGCAUUGGUGGCCAACUUGUACAAUAAUUUGGGUGUUUGCUACAUGCAUUUGGGACAAUUUGCACAUGGACGUGAUUUAUUGCAGCAUGCCCUGCAGAUUCAACGCACGCUAUUGGCGCAAGCGGAAGAAGAAGUGGCGCAGGAAGAAAAGAAGGAUGGUGGUGGAGGCGGAGGAAAUACGGCCAAUCAAUCGUUGGAAUUGGCGGAUACAUUGUUCAAUAUUGGGGGACUGGCGUUGGAAUGGAUUCGACGGCAAGGACCCGAUGUUCGGCAUGCGCAAGAUGCCGAAGAGGCGUUUGAAGAAGCUUUGGAGCUUCGUAAGAGUGUUCUUGGCCCCAAGGACCCCAUGGUACUGCAAGUGAAGUCGUUGUUGGAUAUGGCACGUUCGAUUCCAAGACCCAAGUCACCGGGACGACGAGUAGCUGCUGGAAACACCAAGCCUACCAGAGGUAAUGGAAACGUCAACUAUCAGCCGUCGCGUCCGCCGGAUCCCAUGGGAGCCUCCCCGCAAGGCGCGGCUAAUGCACGAAAGGGAGAACGCGACUCCAGCAUGUCGCCUCCUCGCAGCAGGGGUGGUGCCAACAGAGAACAGCAUCUCUACAAUCGCAACAAUAACCAAAGCGGAGAUUCGGCGGACUUGACGGUACCCUACCAAUUGAAUCCUCGAGCAGCUACUAUUGGAAGCAAUUCUCCACUUCACUCGGCAGCAUCGUCGUCAUCCUCUCAAAACUCUCCUCCUCGAUCGUCCGCUUCCUCGCCGCUUCGGUACAACAAACACGCUGAUUACUUGGAGCCUCCUCCCAGAGUAAACCUUGGAAGGUCGUUGCUCGAUCAAACCGACAACGAUGGGCGUCCAGAAAAGCCACGACAUGCUCUCUCACCCACCAAUACUCACGUUGGACGUCAAUCCUUUGCUUCGUCGUCGGCGUCUACCGUCAAGAUUUCGCCAGGGCGACGCACGGACACGGAACCAUCUCAACGACGCUUCACUGUGGAAGAAUCAAAGUCUGUCUCUGUCUUUCGCCGAGAGACACAUGUAGCGUCGAGCAGCAGCAACAACAACGACAAGAAAAAAUCAUCCAAGCAGCUCCAACCUCCACCAGUCAUGGAGGUGACAGUUUCACAGGAUGAAGAAGAUGAUGGGUUGUAUGACCCGGCAGCUCUGCCGCAACCGCGAGCUCAAACUAAUAUUUUCAUCAGUCCGCAUUACGUCCCGCACAUGUCACCCCACAAAGUCAACCAACGUGACGGUGAGUCGCCCAUCUCCAAGGCAUCGAGUAGCAUUAGUGGAAUGCCAGUGUCGGCUCCCAGAGCUUCGUUGCUGGAGGCGAAUGGCGGUGCCGUUGUUAAGUCGUACUCGUAUGACGCGGAGGAAUCGUGUUUGCUGACAGAAGGAAGGAGCGGCAACACCCCCUCACAAGACGGAUACGAUGCAUUGCAGUCGCUACCAUCCUCCAACUCGCCCAACCGUGAAAAGGUCAAGGACAAGAGCGGGCGAAAGAUCAUGGUGGUCAGACCAUAUCGAAGCACCCCGACCAACGAACCCAACGCACCCCCCGCUUCUGUGGUGUCAUCCUCGUCCAACAGGCAUAGUCCUUGGGAAGACACCACGGCCGAGGAAGGCGCAACGGAGACGAAAGAGACAACGGCCUCUGGUUUGUACAGCAGUGAUCUGGAGUAUUCCUCCAAGACGUCUUCGUACGCACGAGAUGCUAGGCAGAGCGAACGCAACGCCACCUUGGACCGUGCUCGAGCACUGUUGCAGAACCAUCGAGAGUACAUGGAUUCUCCUCAAGUUCAGUUGAAUGGCACUCCACCGUACCUGAGCAACGCCCACUCUCCCGACCGUGUCAAACAACGAUUGUUUCGACAAAAGAAUGAUGUUAGAGACUUUGACGAAGACAUUGAAGAUGGAUUGGCGCCGUUGGGUAUGGGGUAUGCUGCUUCAGUCUCACCGUCGAAAACGUAUUUCCAAAAAGGCAUGCUCACCAACCGCCCCAGCGAACAUAUGCGGGAAAUCUAUGAAGAAGGUUCCAGGCUUUUGAAGAAUCAUCAAUACGAAGAAGCAGCCGAGUGCUUUGAAGUUAUUCUUCAGUGUCAACGGCGAAAGCGUGGACCUUACCAUCAGGACGUUGCGUCCGCGUUGCACAACUGUGGCCUAGCUCAUCUACGAGCUGGGGGUCAUCACACGGCCCUCAAGUCCUUCGAGGAAGCCGUGCGUAUCCGUAAAGGGACUCUAGGCAGAGAACACCCUCAUGUUGCUGCAUCGUUGGUCAAAUGUGGCAUCACUUUCUUGCUGUUGCAUCGCUUUGAGGAAGCCCUAUGGAGUUUUCGUGAAGCUUUGUCUAUCCGCAAGCAUUCUCUGGGGGCGCUCCAUCCUUCGACUGCACGCAUCUACAACAACAUUGGUUGCGUUCAUGUAGAGUUCAACGAGUUGCGAGAAGCACGUAGAGCCUUCGAAGGUGCACUGGAUAUUCAGCGCAAUGCUCUCUGUCAUGACCCCGAAAGCGGCCCGGUACGGUUUGGCGCAGCCGCAACUCUUUGCAACCUCGGCUAUCUCUACCGAUACAGAGGAAUGCACGAGCGAGCGUCUCGAGUGUUGAGAGAAGCUGCGGAAAUCCAAGAGGACAUUUUGGGUGCCACGCAUCCAACCGUUCUCUCUACCCUUGAUAGUCUUUCAGAAGCUCUAAUGAAUAGCGGACAGAGUGAUGAUGCGUACAAGACACUGGAAACAAUUCUGGAGCGUUUCCGUUCCGCAGAGGCACCGGGCAGCCGUAGACUUGUUCGCGCCGAAGCGGGUCUCAAAUACAAGAUGUCCCUUGCGGCCAAGCAGAUCAACAAUCGAGAAAGUCAGAUUCUGAAUCUUCAACAAGCACUUCAGGCAGUUCGUUCUCUUGAUGAAAAGACCGAUGCAGCACGAAGUCAAAAGGAUUCCUUGGAAAAGAGGAUUCUCUCGGACUUGAGAGAGGCUAGGGGAUCGAUGGAAACUAACGAAUUGAAAUGGGUAUAGGCAGGGCAGACAGCAGUACCAGUAGUCGGCUGCUAUAGCCUUAAAUGACAACGAACUAGUUCGGUUGGUUAUGAACAGGCCGUGUCAACGAUGGUAGUUGAGGUGCACGUACAUCUCGGAUGAUUCGUUGCAGCGCAGCACAGCGAGUCCCUUCAGUCAGCUGGAGUUGUAUACUACAGCUGGCAGGUCAGACCGGGGCGAAUGGCCAACUAUGACAGAGCGUACUAAUUCGUAAUCGUAAGGUCGAGUUUUGGGUGUGUACAUAACAUGAAGAGUUUAAAAUGCAACAAUGGUGUGGU